Molecule: messenger RNA, 3638 nt
Organism: Limulus polyphemus (Atlantic horseshoe crab)
Lineage: Eukaryota; Metazoa; Arthropoda; Merostomata; Xiphosura; Limulidae
Product: bestrophin-2-like
Exons: 10
Coding region: 762-2753 (663 amino acids)
Molecular function (GO): chloride channel activity
Source: RefSeq, a predicted model, not a curated record
AAAGAGAGGACUGAGUAGACAUGUUUGGAAAGGAGUGAAUAAAAACGUUUAUAGAAGAAAAGACUGAGUAAACAUGUUCGGAAAACAUAGGAAAAAGUAAAUAUGUUUGGAGAAGAUAGGAUCCGGAAAUGGCACAAGUACCCAGUCUUCUUCAUUCUGACACGUCAUAAUGGUACAACGAAGGCUGACAUUUUCGUGAUGAAAAGUUUUUAUCGAAUAAAGUGGUAAACAAAGGAUAGAGACUAGCUUACAAAACCUGGGUCUUGGUUGUUUACCAUUGUAGUUAUGUUUUUGAACGAAAUGAAUCCUGAUGGUAAAAAGAAAGUAUGAUUUAAAGCUAAAAUACGUGAUUGAAGUAUUGAAGUAUUGAUACCUUACGAACUACACUUUUUCAGUAAUGUACUGGAUUAUGAUUCUCAAAAAACGGCACUUUUAAUAUUUGUCUACUGAAAUAUACUCGUGGUUGGAAAAUAAGAGAUUCUAUAAGUGUUAAUACAAACUUUGAAAUAGACAUUAGCGCUUAAGUACUGAAAGCCGCUGCUUAUGAAAUUCAAAAUGUUUUCGUCUUCACUUUUUAUGUGCAACGUGCUGUGUUUAAUUGCACUGAUUAAGUUAUAUUUAAGUGCUAAUCGCACCAUGAAACAUGCUGUAUUGAAUGUAUCUGUGCAAAAUAUCCGAAAUUAUGACACUUAAGUUAUUAAAAUGAAUAAUUAAAAAAGUAAAACAGUUCAAAAUUAGUUUUAUUCUUCACUCUAAGUAAAAUGACAGUUACGUACUCUCUGGACGUUGCCGAUGCUCGCCUUCUUGGAUUCGCUAAGUUGCUCUUCAAAUGGCGAGGUAGCAUCUACAAACUUUUGUACAGAGAAAUCAUUAUUUUUUGCGUGACGUAUUUCAUUCUCACUUUACUCUACCGGUGCAUCUUAACAGAGGAACAGAAAAUAGCAUUUGAAAAGUUCUCCAUCUACUGUGAAACUUUCACCAACCUCAUUCCACUGUCCUUUGUCCUUGGGUUCUAUGUGGCAAUAGUUGUGGGUCGAUGGUGGCAACAAUACAUGUCUAUUCCUUGGCCAGACAAGAUCAGUAUGCUUAUUUCAGCUUAUGUCCACGGUAAUGACGAGAGAGGUCGCAUCAUUCGCCGUUCCCUUGUUCGUUACCUGAGUCUGCUGUCAGUUCUAACUUUCCAAACUUUGAGUACUGCAGUUAAGAAAAGGUUUCCAUCACUGGAUCAUUUAGAAGAAGCAGGACUCAUGACAAAAGAGGAAAGACAAGCUUAUGAAGAUAUUCCCGGGUCUCAUGGAAAAUGGUGGGUUCCUGCGCAAUGGUUUACAUCUCUGGUAGUCAGAGCAAGGAGAGAAGGACGAAUCAAAGAUGACAUUCUCCUGAAAACCCUACUAGAUGAGCUACACGUUUACCGUGGAAACUGUGGUAUGCUUUACAGCUACGACUGGAUAAGUGUUCCUUUAGUGUACACUCAGGUGGUGACUUUAGCUAUCUACACGUACUUCCUAGCCUGUGUGAUGGGCAGACAGUAUCUAGAUCUAUCAAAAGGUUAUUCUGGGCAUAAAAUUGAUUUGUAUGUUCCCAUCUUUACGAUACUUCAAUUUUUCUUUUACAUGGGAUGGUUAAAGGUGGCAGAAUCGUUGAUUAAUCCUUUUGGUGAUGAUGACGACGAUUUUGAGUUGAAUUGGUGCUUGGACAGAAACUUGGUGGUGUCCACCUUAAUCGUAGACGAAAUGUUUCAGCGACAUCCGCUGCUCGUGAAAGACCAAUACUGGGACGAACUGGAACCUCAGCUACCUCACACGAAAUCUUCUAUUACUGUACGAACACAGCCUUACCUUGGAUCCACCGCAAAUUUGGAUGUCCACCCUGAAGAAUCAGAAUUUGUCCCCAUGGAAACUAUUCUAGAGGAAGAUAACAGUGAAAACGCGUACACCAGUGUUCCAAACAGUCCUGAGAAUGAACCUCUGACUCCCGGAGGCGAAGACAGCGUCUUUCAAAGAGGUGGGAUGCGCUUUCCAGAAUUUCCAGGAAGCAAACUAUUGAACUUUCUUAUUGGUCAAAGCAGCUCUGAAAAUGUUGCUCAGACACCAAAGAGGGAGGUGAACUUCCCUACCUCCUUUUUACUGAAAACACCUCGGCAACGUUCCCGUACAGAGUCAGGGUCCGACAUCUCGGGAAGUCGCAAAUUUAUUGAACAAGAAAAGAAAAAAUCUCGUUCCAGACUUUCUCUAUCAUCAAAAAAGGAUGUUAAUAAUGAAGAAUCUCUAUGUUUAAUGGAAAAUGCCUCUUAUGAACCAAAUAUUUAUGUUUCGUGUGCUUCUGAUCCUCUAAAAACACAACAGGGCGACGAAAAGACUGAAUUUGUUGAUAAAAUUUGUAGUAAGGACUCGAUCAUCAAGUCAUCCCAAAGUACACUUGAAACUAAAAUUGACAUAAAUCCUACACCUAAUUCAACGUCUGUUGAUGAAUUAUCUUUUUAUGAACCACAUUCGCUGCUCUCGAAUAAGGAAUCAUCCGAUACUUCCUCUGGAAAUAAAGAGCAACAAUCAAUCCAGUUACCCAGCUCCGAAUCUUCUGAAAAGGAAAUACAGUCUCCAACAAAAAAUGUAUUUGAUGACUUACCCACAGACUUCCAGCCAUGUACUUCGAGUGCAAGUGAACAUCCAUCGUUGCGUGAUUCAGACCUUCCGUUCACAACUGAUCAUUCAUCAGGUUGUUCACCAGAAGUUGGAAAAUCGUCCCCAAACUAAACAAAAGCCCAAAGUGCAAUUAAUAGAACUAACUAUUGUGUACCAUUUCUUUGAUUGUUAGACCAAAAAAUACCAUUACAUGGAUCACAUACAUCCACACUAAGACAAUUAUUCCAAAAUCAAUCAUACUCUUGCGCACAAUUGAUAUUUUGAUUGUUUGUUUGAAGUUAAACACAUAGCCACACAAUGAGCAAUCCGUGCACUGUCCACCAUGGGUAUCGAAACCCAGUUUCUAGCCUUGUAAGUCCGCAGACAACCGCUGUGCCACUGGGGAUGGGGAAUAAUUGAUGAACCAACAUUUAUUUCAUUUUACACCUCUCCAACAAAAAGGAAAAAUCAUGAGACGAGUAAUCUGAUAAUCAUUAUCUAUCCGGCCAGGCCAUCUGCCUGAAAAUGAAAUUACUUGUUUGUAUGUUUAGCGCAAAGAUAUACAAUGGACUAUUUGCGCUAUUUUCACUGCGGGAAAAGGAAUCCUGGAUUUUAGGGAUACAAGUCCGUAAACUUACCAUCGACUCGCAGAAGACAAAAUAGUACAAGUUUUUGUUUUAGCGCAAAGCCGAACACUGGACCAUCUAAUCUUGGUCAACCGCGAGGAAUCGAACCUCGAAAUUUAGUGUGCAAUGGAACAGCUAUUUCAUAUGAUUAAUCAAAGGCUGAUAGAUAUCUUUAUAAUUUUCAUUAAUGUAUUAUUAAAGAAUGAUCCAAAGAAGAAAACGGUGAUAGCUGGAACUAAUUUGUGUGUGUUGGAAACACUUUGAAAGUUGUAAUGCAUUUUUUCUGCUUAUGCUGUAUUGUAAUAUACAGUUAUAAAACUGUUGCACGUUUUAGCAGGUAGUUAAGCAUUCUGUGGUAAGUUUUAUGCAGCACAUAGCUAAUAUGUACAAA